GCGGCUCCCCCCGCCCCCGGCUCCCCCCGCCCGGCGCACGGCGCGUCACGGCGGGGCCGGCGGCGGCGGCGGUGGCGGUGGGUGCGCUCGGCUCCGCUCCGUUCCGCUCCGCUCCGCGCCCGCCAUGGCGGCCCCGGCCCGCCGGCCCCGGGCCCUGCUCGCCCUCGGCCUGGCCCUUCUCGCCUCCGCCGCCGCCGCCGCCACCGACCCCUUCUCGCCGCAGCUGGGAGACACCGGCGGGUGCCGCGGGCAGUGCGGCCGCAGCCUGCAGCGCCGGGCCGCCGCCGUGAGUCCGCGACACCGGGACACCGGGGAUGGGGCGGCACCGGCGGCGGGGGGAGCGCCAGCAGCACAGCGGGAUGCUGUUCUCAACGCCUGUUACCGGGGCUGCCGGCUGUUCUCCAUCUGUCACUUCGUGGAUGCGAGCGCCGAGCUCAACACCACCAGAGCCGAGUGCGAAGCAGCCUGUGCCGAAGCCUACGGCAACGCAGAGGAGCAGUUUGGGUGCAUGACCGGGUGCCGCAAGCAGCUGCCAGAGGUGGAGGAGAGCAGGAAGGAGAAGAGCCCGGAGCUGAAAGCGCCGUCCUUUUCCAUUUUGGAUUUGGUCUCCACCUUCUGCAACGACAUCGUCAGCUCUGCCCAGAGCUUCAUCUCCUCCACCUGGACCUUCUACCUGCAGGCAGACGAUGGCAAAGUCGUGGUGUUUCAGUCCCAGCCUGAGAUGGAGUAUCCAGCACUGGAGGCACUGGAGAUCCAGCCAGCCCAGCCGGGAUCGGGACCCAGCCCUGGCCUCCCCCAGCCCCACGCAGACCCCCGGGCAAAGGGGGACAAGCCCCCCGUGAAGGAGCCUCGGGGCAAAGGCAAGGCGCACCCCCCGGAGCCCCCGCAGCAGGAGCACGAUUUCCUCGGCUGCAUGUCCAAGCGGGGGGUGGUGGGGUGCUACAGGCGCUCGGGCCUUCCUCGCUGGAUCCUGGCCGCCUGCCUCUUCCUCUCCAUCAUGGUGAUGCUGUGGCUCAGCUGUGCCAGCCUGGUGACCGCUCCCGAGCAGCACGUCAAGACCCAGCCUCUGAGCAUCAACGGGGACAAGGAGUACCUGGAGGAGCUGGAUGGCCCCGGCACCUUCCCCCUGCCGCCCGUCAUCACUGUCACCCUGUGCCCUGCGCACGGCGGGGAGGACGCGGGGCCGCUGCCCCUCAAAGUCGACCUGGACAAGACCAUCCUGUAG
Molecule: messenger RNA, 1225 nt
Organism: Poecile atricapillus (Black-capped chickadee)
Lineage: Eukaryota; Metazoa; Chordata; Aves; Passeriformes; Paridae
Gene: TMEM59L
Product: transmembrane protein 59 like
Exons: 8
Coding region: 125-1225 (366 amino acids)
Source: RefSeq, a predicted model, not a curated record